AUGGAAAAUAAAACACUUUCCACACUUUCCAUUUCCUUCCAAUCCAUUCCUCUCAAUGAUUUAAAAACAUUCACUUCUUCAACUCAUCAAAAUAAUUCAUCAUCAUCCUCACCAUCAUCAUCAUUAAAUAAUAAUAAUAAAUUAUUUGAUGAUCAUCGGAAUAAACAAUCAAAAAAAUCAUCCAAUAGAAAUUCAUCCUCUUCAUCAUCAUCAUCAUUCAACAAUAAAAGUACUACUACUAAUAAUGUUAAUAAUAAUAAUAAUAGUGAUGAUAUUACUGAUUGGAGUAAAACAGAUAUACCACCUCCAUUAUCAGGACAUGCUUCAUGUGUAUUAGAUUGUCUGAUAUCAUCAUCUAAUAACAUCGAUGAUAAUGAAAGUAUUAUUGCAUUUAUGGGAGGUAUUAGUAUUGGAUUUAAGAGAAUUAAUAAUGUUUGGUUAUUUUCUCCUAAAACAUACAUGAUUAGAAAAUUUGAUUUUAUAGAUCCAGGUGCAAUUGUUGAAUUUACAAAUGUUGCCAAUUUUAUAAAAUCUAAUAAUAGAAAAGAUGAAUUAACCUAUUUACAUACUUAUUUAAAUAAUUUAAUGAAUCAAAUUUUGAGACAAGAUUCACUUUCUAAUGAAAGUUUGGAAGUUUCUUUAAAAUUAUUUCUAAAAAAGAAAAUUGGAAAAUUACCAAAUAUGGAAAAUGUAAAUCAAUCUAAAAAAUUAAAUUUGGAAAUAAUAUUUAAAAAUUAUCAAACUAAAAUGGUUGAAUUUUUAAAGAAAAUAUCAAAUUUAAUAUUUGAAGAAUUAAACCAAUUAAAGAAAAAUAUUCCAAAUAUAGUAAAAUCACCAACACAUUGCCUAAAAUAUUUAUUUCCAAUUCCAAGAGAACGUCAUGGAAUGUGUACAAUUCCAGAAAGUAAAUUUAUUUUAAUAUUUGGUGGAAUUGCAGAUAAAAAAAUUCGAUUAAACGAUGUUUGGUUUCUAAAUUUGGAAACUAUGACUUGGCAUGAAGGUAAAUUAAAAGGUUAUUACAAACCAUCUAAUUCAUCUCAUUCAUCUCAUUCACAAUCAUCACAAUCAUCAUCAUCUACUAUUGAACAAGAAGAUAAUGAAUAUUAUUCACUAUUUAAAAAUUCACAAUACUCAACUUGGAUUCCAACAUUUACAGAUUCACAUAAUUUCAUGAUUAAAGAUGGUUUUACAAUGAAUUUAGGAAUUAAAAUACCAACAGCAAGAUAUUAUCAUUCUCUAACACCUAUUAGUAAUAAUUCAAUAUUAUUAUAUGGUGGAUAUGAUGGUUCAUUUAGAAAUGAUAUGUGGUUAUUAAAUAUUUUAGAUUAUAAGAAUUUUAUAUUUGAAUGGAAAAAAAUUGAAUAUCAAAAUAUUAAUAAUACUUCUAAUAAUACUUCUAAUAAUGGUAAUAUUUCUAAUAAUAAUAAUAUACCACUUCCUAGAUAUAAUCAUUGGUGUGGAUUAGUUAAAGAUAAAAUUCUAUUAUUUGGUGGAGUUUUAGAAAAGGGAAUUCAAACCAAUGAUUUAUGGUUAUUUGAUAUUGAUUCCUAUAGAUGGAAGAAUUUAUUACCUGAUAGAGAUCCAUCGGAGGAUUAUCCUGAAAGGAGAAGUGAUCAUAAAUGUGUUGUUUUGGGUAAAUUUCUAAUACUAGUAGGAGGUGUUUAUAAAAAACUUUAUUUAAAUAAUACUUUUGUAUUGGAUUUGGAAACUUUACAAUGGAAAAAAUUUAAUAAUACCUUCAAUACUACCAUAAAUGGUAAUAUGAGUGAUAAUAAUAAUGAAAUAAUGAAUGAUAAAAGAAAUUCACUACCUGCGCGUAUUGGAUUUAUCAUUCAACCAAUUUCUAAUAGUGGUAAAGCAUUAAUAUUUGGUGGAAUUGUUGAUAAAGAUAAAUUAGUUGCUAGAGCUAAUGAUAUGUGGUUAUUAGAAACUAAUUUAAAUGAAAAUUCAAUUAGUGAUUUGCGUAAAGUUUCCUUUUUAAAUGAAACAAGAGUUGGAAAUUAUGUAAUUGAAAGAUUAUUAGGAAGAGGUGGACAAGCAUGCGUAUUUCUGGUGAGAGAUGAAAAUGCAUCUGUAACUUCUUCCUUAUUAAAUAAUAAUUCUAUUCAUUCUAAUAAUAAUAAUAAUAAUGGAAAUAUUUCUACAAGUAAAUAUUAUGCACUUAAAAGGAUGGAUAUAAUAUUUAAUGAUAAUGUUGGUAGAAACAAAUCAGUUGCAUCUGAUAGUGUAUUUAAUGAAAUUUUAAUUCUACAACAAUUGAAACAUGUUAACAUUUUACCUACUUUAUCAUUUUUUAUUGAAAAACGAAUGAUGAUGAUUAAUCAGGAAAAACAACAUGAUAAUAAUACUAAUAGUGGUGGUGAUAAUAAUAAUGAAAUGGUAUCACUUGUAUUGAAUAUUAUAAUGCCAUAUUGUGAAUCAGGUGAUUUAAGCAUGUUCUAUGUUAGGAAAGUUAAUUAUUGGAAUAAAAUUGGAAAUUGGAAUGAAUUGGAAAUAAUUGAAUGGUUAAUUCAAAUAGCAUUAGCAUUGGAAUAUAUACAUGAGAGAAAUAUUAUACAUCGAGAUUUAAAACCAUCAAAUAUUUUUGUAACAUUUGAAAAUUCAAAUAAUACUAAUAAUAAUAAUACUAAUUAUAGUAAUGAUAUGAAACCAAUUAUGAAAUUAAGUGAUUUUGGAUUAGCUAAAAAUGUUCAAAGUUCACUUGCAAGAACAGCAUGUGGUACAAUGUUAUAUUUAGCUCCUGAAAUUUAUAAUGAAGAUUCGUAUAGUGAAAAAGUUGAUAUUUGGUCAUUUGGAUGUAUUGUCGCAUUCAUGUUAUAUUCAGGUCAAUUAAAAAUUGAUUUUAAAAUUCCAACUAAUAAGAAGAAAAUUUCAGAUUAUUUAAAACCAAAUGAAAAAGUAACAAAUGUUCAAAAAUUAAUUGGAAAAGAUGAAUAUUUACAAAUUUUAUUUGAUUGUGUGGAAAUUGAACCUGAAAAGAGACCAAGUGCAUCUCAAAUUGUUAACAAGUUAAAUAAUUUAAAAGAAAGAGUUGAAAAUAUAUUGAAUGAUAAAUUAGAAACUAUUAAAAUUAAUGCAAUGAAUAAUAAUCAUGAUAAUAAUAUUGAUAAUAAUAAUGUAAAUAAUAGUAGUAAUGUAAAUAAUGAUCAAAAUGUACAAAUUGUGAAUAAUUCUCAAGUUGUAGAAUCAUCCAAUAAUAGUAAUAUUAAUAAUAAUGAUGAAAAUGAUGUUAUUGCUAUGAUGAAUCAGAAUAAUAGCAAUACUAGCAAUAGUAGCAAUAAUAGUUUAGAAGAAUUAAAGAAUGAACAUGAAGUAUUUGAAAUUGUAAAUGGAUCAGAAGAUGAAAUAUUAUUAUCAGAUGGAUAUUCACAACAAAAUAUUUCAACAUCAGCAGCAGAAGUUAACAAAUUAUCAGAUGAGGAAAAUGAUCAGAAAAAUCAACAACAAUCCAGAUCAUCUUUAUCAACAUUUGAAAAUAGUGAGGAGAAUAUAUGGAUUGAAAUUCAGGCAAUUUUAUUUAAAUUAGAAAAGGAAGGUUUUUUAACAGAGGAACAAGUUGACUCACUAAGUUUAUUUGUUAUUAAUAAUCAUGUGGGAAUUAAGAGAUUUUAUUUGGCAGUUGUGAAGAAUUGUGAAGGAGGAGGUGAGGAAUUGCUUGAAUUUAAGGAGGAAAUGGCAAGACAAUGCAAAAGAUUCCUAAAGAUUGUUAAAUAA
Naegleria gruberi is the source of this 3714-nucleotide messenger RNA. RefSeq lists its product as uncharacterized. Gene Ontology annotation, cellular component: cytoplasm. Gene Ontology annotation, biological process: peptidyl-serine phosphorylation; autophagy. The record is from RefSeq and is a predicted model, not a curated record. Bases 1 to 3714 code for a protein of 1237 amino acids. The transcript is spliced from 2 exons. Lineage: Eukaryota; Heterolobosea; Eutetramitea; Acrasida; Naegleriidae. Gene Ontology annotation, molecular function: protein binding; ATP binding; protein serine/threonine kinase activity.